Messenger RNA from Cuscuta campestris, 862 nucleotides. The record is from the annotation of a GenBank genome assembly. NCBI's taxonomy places the organism in Eukaryota, Viridiplantae, Streptophyta, Magnoliopsida, Solanales, Convolvulaceae.
AGUCAGUUGGGAGGAAAGUUGCAAAGCAAAGAAACAUGGUGGUCUGGGAUUUAAGAAUCUCUGUCUCUGGAACUAUGCCUGCAAUCAGAAACUCCUAUGGGACAUUGCCAAUAAAAAAGACAUACUAUGGGUUAAAUGGAUUCACAACAGAUACUUGAAGAAGGAAACCAUAUGGAAUAUUUCACCUAAGCCUGGGUUUUGCUUCUAUCUGAAAAGACUUCUAGCAAACAGGGAGCUAUUCCACGGGAUGGAUGAAACGAAGGAAUACGAGAAUCCCCACUAAAGCUAGACUGAGCAGAUUUAUGAACAUUGAUACCACUUGUGUCCUUUGCAAGAAUGCUAUUGAAGAUAGGGAUCAUUUGUUCUAUGAAUGCAGGUUCACUAAAGAGGUUCUAACUCAUAUUGGUCAGUGGAUCAAUCACAGAUUUCUAGUAGGGAAUGGUGAGGAAUGGCAAAAGGAAUAUUGGAGGAUUAAAGGGAGGAAGAGAAGGCAAGUGGUGGCAGCUGCGUUUGCAGCUAUUUGCUACACUGUUUGGAGAGCAAGAAACAAAUGGAUCAAGCUACAGGAGGAGAUUUCAAUUGAGGACUGUUGCAUGUUCAUUAGAUAUCAACUUAAAACAUAUAUUAAUGUUAAGCUUAAAUCCAACUAUCUGUCAUAAUAGAUACGUUUGAGAGUAGGCAUAGAGAUGAUUAUUGGGGUGUUGAUGUACUUAUAAGUGUUUGCGGUUUAAUAAUAUGAGCAUUUGUUCAAAAAAAAAAAAAUUUGCAUAUUAAAAAAUUAUUGAAGUUAUAUAUUAAUAAUCUAUAUGUUAAGAUAAAUCAAACAUGAUCAACAUGACUAUAUUAAAGCUUACACAUUGAG